AUGACAUAGUAGCUGGUAUGAAAUGGAAAGCCGGUCAAACCUUUUUCGUACAUACGCAUGCAAUCCAAAUGAACCCUAAACAUUGGCCUGAACCCGAAAAAUUUGACCCUGAUAGAUUUAUGAAAAAUUCUAUCGAAAAAAAUACCUUAAUUCCAUUUGGUGGCGGUGUUAGAAUGUGUCCUGGAAGACAUUUAGCUGAGACAGGACUUAAAGUCUUAAUGGUUUUAGUAUUUAGAAAUUUUGAUGUUAGUUUAGUAAACCCAGAUGCUCCUCUUCAUAAAAUAUAUUCGCUUGCAAACCAUUGCGAAAAAUUACAA
Molecule: messenger RNA, 317 nt
Organism: Dentiscutata erythropus
Lineage: Eukaryota; Fungi; Glomeromycota; Glomeromycetes; Diversisporales; Gigasporaceae
Source: the annotation of a GenBank genome assembly